GGCAGAGGAGUCUUCACUCCCCACGGUUUCUUCCGUCUCUCUCUCUCUCUCUCAACUGUGACUUUAGCAGUUGAAAGAAGAAGAGAGCAAAAGUCCAUCAAUGGAGGACUCAGACACCUCUCUCCUGUGCCAAGAAACCGAAUCAUCCCUUAACAGAGCCGAAGGGGAUGACGGCGAUGAUGAUAAGGAGAACAUCGGCUCCGUGCCAGUACCGAUACAUGUCUUCGAAGAUGAAGACGAGUACGUUGAGAACCUGAUCAGAAGAGAGGCCCUGCACGAGCUGGAGGCCUCGGUGCUGUGCCUGUCUCAUUUCAGGCACUCAGUCGAGAGCACCGCGUGGUGGCGGCACGCUCGGUUGGAUUCGAUUGAGUGGAUUCUUAGUGCAAGAUUAUUUCUCGGGUUCCAUUACCGGACAGCAUACUUGGCAGUCACCUACCUCGAUCGGUUCCUUGCGAAAAGAUCAAUCGGGGAUGGGAAGCUGUGGGCCAUCCGGUUGAUGUCAGUGGCCUGCCUGUCCUUAGCGGCAAAGAUGGAAGAGUGUGACGUGCCUGCCCUUUCUGGCUUUCCAACGCAGAAGUACGAGUUCGAGAGCAGGGUGAUUAGAAGGAUGGAGCUGUUGAUCUUACACACCUUGGACUGGAAAAUGGGUUCGAUCACUCCUUUCGCUUACCUCAACUUCUUCAUCCAUAAGUUGUUGGGGAGAUCAGGCGGGAUGGAUUUGUUCACUGGUGCCGUGGAGCUCAUUUUUUUAGCAUCAAAAGAAAUCAAUUUGGUGGAUUAUCGGCCAUCCACUAUUGCAGCUGCUGCAGUGUUAGCAUCCUCCUCAAGUGCCCAAUUGACCGGGAAAGCGGUGGAGCUGAAAACUGGGGUCAUCUCAUCAUGGGGGUCUCAACAUUACGAACACGUAAUUUCCAGUUAUAACCUCAUGCAGGAAAUAAAGAGGAAGGGUAAGAACAAGACGCCAAGGGGGAGAUUGUUUCCUUCCUCAAUGUGUGCUUUUAGGAAUUCUCCUCCCCUGACACCCGAGGUUGGAGGUUUGAAGAGGAGACUUCAAUUCAACAGUGACAGUGACCGAAAUUUACCUUUGAAAAAAGCAAACAAACAAUAGCUAGUAGGAAAGUUUUUUUUGGCUGCUCAUUAGAUUUACAUUAUAUUAUAGGCCUUUAUGUGAGUACUUAAACCCCAAAAAAAUUGGUUUGGGAACUACAGGGAUUGAUGGGUGGUUCCAUCUUCCAGUUCCCAAUAAAAGUGGAAGAAAAGAGUGUUGGACAAAGACGAGUCGAGUGCCUCGAUACCUACUUGGUCACACGGUAAUCAUCGGCGAGAUAUUUCCGGACAGAAAUGUAUACUGUGGAGUGAUAAAUGGAAGUGGUGGGUUGUGACUGCUCGGAAGAAUGGGAGGUGCCGGUGCAUGGGAUGGAUGCAGAUGAAGAUUCUUGCUCAAAAAAAGAGUAUCUUCAUUCAGCUUGCUACCCACGUGCGUAUGAACAGUCAGGCAACAUACAGUUAGCUCUUCAAAAAUGGGUCAUCUUUAUCGGGCAUCGUAUGAUUUUUGACAACCGAUUGAGAUGUCAGAUGGACCAUUUCUGUUGUUUUUUCGUGCAACCACUCUACAGUUGAUGGGGAUGUAACUACAAUUUACCCGGGGGCAAAAUCGAGGCAGAACAGAGGUUGAGGUUGAUAAGAGAUGGGGGAGAAGGAAGUACCAGAAGCCCGUCAUGAACUGAUGAAUAUUUGUUUAUAUCCUUGGUUAUGGUAGCUGCAUUGAUGAAUGCUGCUGCUAUUCACAUUUACUUGCCCACUUCCUUUUAAUCUUUUUUCCUUUUAUUUUUUGUUUUUUUUUGGUCUUUCUUGCUUUUGAACCCCCCUUGUAUUGUGAAGAGGGGGACAUCUUGUGCAAGCAAAUCCUUAGCUAGGGAGUCCCUACAUUUUGAAGGGAGCUUGGGAUGCUUCAUGUGCCUUUCAAGAAAAAGGGAAUGAAUGAAAGGCCAUGGAGAAGGGGGAGGCAUGAGGAAUUGUCCUCUUUUGUGUUUGA
This is a messenger RNA of Punica granatum (pomegranate), 2035 nucleotides long. Lineage: Eukaryota; Viridiplantae; Streptophyta; Magnoliopsida; Myrtales; Lythraceae. The record is from RefSeq and is a predicted model, not a curated record.